Messenger RNA from Bombina bombina (fire-bellied toad), 2172 nucleotides. RefSeq names its product gastrula zinc finger protein XlCGF26.1-like. The transcript has 8 exons. NCBI's taxonomy places the organism in Eukaryota, Metazoa, Chordata, Amphibia, Anura, Bombinatoridae. The record is from RefSeq and is a predicted model, not a curated record. The coding region runs from base 273 to 2087 and encodes 604 amino acids.
GAAUGCCAAGAGAACAAAGCAAAUUUGAUGAUAAAAGUAAAUUGAAAAGUUUUUUUAAAUUGCAUGUCCUAUCUGAAUCAUAAACGUUUACAUUUGACUGUCCCUUUAAUGUAUACCCAAUAUGACAAUGAACUGUACAUGAGACUCUCUUUCGCUGUCUUUGUUUAGGCUCCGGUUACUGUGAAGAUCACGUACAAUACACAUCACUGCGUUUGUCAGUAAAGAGGAAACAUUAUAAGAAUAUCUGACUAAUUAAUUUGCUAAACAAGACAAUGUCUGACAAGACUGAGAACCAAACCUCAGACCUUCCUGAUGCACACAGAGGGCGUCUAGAGGAAAACCCAGGCACUGGGCUAUUAAAUGUGAAGGAAGAGGAUGAGACAGAUGACAUGAAUAGUCAUCAGACUGAAAUACAUUGCUCCCUCCCUGCCGAUGAAGAUAACGCUGAUAUAGUGAAAGUUGAGAUAACAGAAGAUCUGUGGUUGAGGCAUCAGCUGGAAGCACCAGAUGAGGAAACCAGUGACGGCAUCAGCCCAGGCCGUAUGGAUGUGACGCAUUCAGAGGGCUCAGCGGUUGAACAUGGAGGAGAACCUUAUGUGUGUAAUUACGUGAAGACUGAGGAGGAUGAAGUUCCUAUAAAUACGGCUAAAGGUGAUGUUAAGACUGAAGUCAAACUUAAUGCUGAACAGACUAAUCAUCUGGAAUCUGUGAAGCAGGAAAUCAGUGUCAAUAUCAGUACAAGUGAUGUUAAGACUGAAGUUACACUUAAUGCUGUACAAACUAAUGAUCUGUAUGUAAAGUGUCAACAGGAAGCUGUGAAGCAGGACAUUUGUGACAAUAUCAGUACAGGUGAAAAUGAUGCUACGAUUUCAUGUAACAUGGAACAAACAGAAAAUCAGUGGCUAAGAAAUGUUGAACCAUCAGAGCAGCAAAUUUGUGCCACUAUAAGUACAGGUGAAUUCACAAACUGCAAUAAUCCUAAUCAUGAUCAGAGUGCAGAUGCUUCUUUACAUCUUCUUCAAAAUCAAAGAAGCAACGUGGGGAAUUUAUGUUCUGAAUGUGGGAAAUGUUUUCUUAAGAAAUCACAUCUUUAUAAACAUCUGAAAAUUCAUACAGGAGAAAAGCCAUUUUCCUGUCCUAUAUGUGGGACAUUUUUUAACUGUAAACAUUUUUUUGUUGCUCAUCAGAAAAUUCAUACAGGAGAAAAAGGAUUUUCAUGUUCUGACUGUGGUAAAUGUUUUACUCAGAAAUCAACUCUUAUUAGUCAUCAGAAAAUUCAUAAAGGGGAGAAAGGAUUUUCAUGUUCUGACUGUGGGAAAUGUUUUACUCAAAAAUCAAAUCUUAUUAAUCAUCAGAAAAUUCAUACAGGAGAGAAAGGAUUUUCAUGUUCUUACUGUGGAAAACGUUUUACUUGGAAAUCAAAUCUUAUUAAUCAUCAGAAAAUUCAUACAGGGGACAAAGAAUUUUCAUGUUCUGACUGCAGUAAACGUUUUACUUGGAAAUCAACUCUUAUUAAGCAUCAGAAAACUCAUACGGGGGAGAAAACAUUUUCAUGUUCUGACUGUGGGAAAUGUUUUACUCAGAAAUCUAAUCUUAUUAGGCAUCAGAAAACUCAUACAGGGGAGAAAGGAUUUUCAUGUUCUGACUGUGGAAAAUGUUUUACUCAGAAAUCAACUCUUAUUAUGCAUCAAAAAAUUCAUACAAGGGAGAAACAAUUUUCAUGUUUUGACUGUGGAAAAUGUUUUACCCUGAAACCAUAUCUUAUUAAGCAUAAAAAAAUUCAUACAGGGGAGAAAGGAUUUUCAUGUUCUGACUGUGGAAAAUGUUUUACUCAGAAAUCAACUCUUAUUAGGCAUCAGAAAAUUCAUACAGGGGAGAAAAGAUUUUCAUGUUCUGACUGUGGAAAAUAUUUUAUUCAGAAAUCACAUCUUAUUAGGCAUCAGAAAAUUCAUACAGGGGAGAAAGGAUUUUCAUGUUCUGACUGUGGGAAAUGUUUUACCCAGAAAUCAGAUCUUAUUAGGCAUCAGAAAACUCAUAUUAAAAAUAAAUCAGAGUUUAAUCUCCUAAGUGCAGAGGGUGGCAUGUAGUUGUCACCCACACAAUAUCAAGUGCUGAUGAUGACUGCUGUUUGAGGCCCCUUCUGAAUCAAAUUGAUUUAACUAAUGAUUUAAA